AUGCAACAUCAGUCUUCCUCGUGGGACAAUCUUCGAUUGAAUGCUCGACGACACGGACAUGAAGAAAAGGUUGUGCCUAAUAUACGACGAUUAAUUGAUGGAAUGCUUGCUCGUUAUUCGUCAGAUUUUGUUGUAUUUCGAGAGCUCAUACAGAAUGCAGAUGAUGCUAGAGCUACAUUCUAUGAAUUAGAAUUGAAAUGCAACACUCUUUCGUCAUCAUUUCAAGAGAUGGACUUUCACAGUGGGGAAGUUACCGAAAUUUGCACUAAAAACAAUGGUCAGAUAUUCACUGAGGCUGAUUGGAAACGCGUGUCUGCCAUUGCCGAAGGGAAUACAGAUGUCGCAUCAAUAGGCCAAUUUGGUGUUGGAUUUUACUCCGUGUUUUCAUACACUGAAGAGCCAAUGAUCCUAUCAGGAGAAGAGUACAUGCUAUUUGUUUGGCACGAUGAUGUUUUAAGGACACUGCGUCAUAAACUACCCGUUGAACAACAAUCCAAAGUAACUUCGAUUAUUCUGAAAAUGAAAAAUAGACAUGUUCUUGAAGUUGUAUCGAGCUUAAAUAAGGAUAGAACAGUAGAAACGCAGAAUAGAAAAAAAAGUAAUGACGACAUGCCGGCAAUCGAUUUGUUUCAACUCAAAGCUUAUUUUGCUAGAGUACUUUCAUUUACAAGACAUAUUGUUAAUCUUGUCAUCAAAAUCAACAGUGUAACAGUAUUUAAAAUAUCCAAAACACAAUCGAUCGUGCCAUCUAUUCAAGGCAUGUUGGCAUUUAAACCACAAUCUUCAAUGAACAAUAUACUUUCACUUGAUUCAUUGGUACACACCAAACAAACAUUUACCAUUAGGAACGGCCCAUCGAUCACUCUCGGUCAUGUUACUCUUGAAGCACAACUAACUGUUAACAAACAAUUAUAUAACACUAUUCAGGAGAUUUUGAAGAAGCCUUUACCAUCCAUCGUUCAUAUUCAAAUAUUGUUUGUACCGACGAAUGUUAUCAUCGAACAACAACAAUUAGAAUUAUCAACAACAAGAAAUGAUCUUAAUAUUCAAAUUCUAAAUUCAAUACUACCUCUUAAAUUUCAGGGUCAUGAAAUUCAUCCGUCAGGUUUUAUAUUUAUUGGCCUUGGAACAUAUCAAUCCACUGGUAUUGGAAUGCAUGUUUAUAGUCAUUUAAUACCAACCAUUGAACGCGAAAAUCUUGAUCUUCAAAAUCCGUAUAUUGCAAAAUGGAAUAAAGAACUUCUCACAUCCGCUGGACUAAUCAUUCGACAUAUCUAUAACCAGACAAUACUUAAUAGCUCACAGAGUACCUCAAAUAAAUGUUAUAAUGCUAUCCUUGCGCCAUAUUCAUUUCAACCAUCGACGCCACAGGAACAAAUAGCAUCGAAUAAAAAAAUUCUCGUACCGGUCAAAUUAUCACCGUCCGAUUGUCAUCUUGUACUCGUAUCAUCCAAUCAAGCUUUUCUCGCUGAUUCAAAACAUAUACAUUCAUUUCUUUCAUUUCCACUUGUACCAUUGGAAAUUACUAAAAUUGGUUUUUUCACAGUUCUUAAACGAUUUAAAUUAAUCAAUAAUGCAGAUGAAUACAUCAUCGAAGAUCAACUCGCUUCAUCCAUUCUCUUACCUAUCGAAUUAAUUGCCUUAUUAAAUUGGUUAUGUAGUAACGAAGUGUGCAGCAAUGAUUAUAUUAGACGAGUGCUUUCCAUCGUUUGUUUCCGUGAAGAUAUGAAGUCACCAAUUAUUUCAUUGGGAAAAGUGAAAUACUAUAAUGCUUCAAACAUUCCCUCAGUUCUUCCUCUACCACCUAAUAUUUUACCGAUGACUAUAGCUAGUCAUUUUUCUCGAGAACAACUACAGAACAAUUUCUUUCUUUCACCAUGUUCUUUCACGAAACUGAUUAAUUUUUAUUUAAAUGAAAAUCAACAUUAUUUACUUCAAAAUGACAAAACAGCAGAAUGUUUGCUUAGUCUUUUCUCACAGGAACUAAGUCAAUUUUCGAAACUAGAAUCGAAACAGAUACAAAAUGUUCUUUCCACGAUUGAAUGUAUAUCAACAACACAAGGCAUGAAACUACCAAGUCAAGCAUAUAUUCCAUCAUCGUUUCUAACACCGGAGUUGCCUGUCAUUACACUCAAUCUAUCAUCGAAUAUUGAGAAAAGUAGAAGAAUAAAUUAUAAACAUCAGGAUGUUAAUCUUGUCUCAGAUGACUUUCUCAAACAUAUUGGAUGUCGUAUUUUAAAUAUUAAGGGUAUUGUGGAUGGUAUUACGGCGGCACCAAAUCGUGAAAAUAUGCAAAUAUUAAUUGACACUUUGAUAAAAGAACGAAACAAUAUGAGCGAUUCAGAUUUCAAUGAAUUAAAACAUAGCAAAUUUCUCAUAGGAACAACAUUAAAAUCGACUGAACGUCCAGUGACAUGGUAUAGUCCUGAAGAGCUCCAUUUUCCAAUUGUUGCCGAAGAGUUGAAAUGGCGUACGUUACUCAUCAUCGAUUGGCAUGAUGUACAUAUUCACUCAGCUGAGUAUGUCUUCCUAAAGGAACUCGGUGUACGUGAAGUGCCUGAUUUGAAUAAGUUAAUGGAUCGAAUUAUUGAAGAACACGAUAGUACACAACGUUCAUACAUGAGAACAAAAAAAAGUUAUAGGCUACCAAUCGCACUUCAAUUUUUCGCCAAAAAUUUUCAAAAGCAUUACUUCACAUUAUGGGAAACGAGCAAUCCAAAACAAGCAUUUCUUCCAUCACGCUUACCAACAGAGAACAACUACGAAAAUGUAGUUCUGUCUUCUCCAGACAAAGUUGUUACAGACACAAACCCAUUGUGUGCUACUCUUCUGCCCGAAGUGACUAAAUUAUUCAAUAAGCAUUUUAAAAUAUCGUUGUUGGGUAUCAAGACACACCCUACAUUACCACAAGCGUUUGAUAUUCUCAUGGAACGCAAAAAUGAAUUGUUCAUGCUUGAAUGGGCUCGUGAGAUUUUUGCUUAUUUAAACGGUCUCGAUGGUCUAAAUCAACAAUUUAUUAAGCACUUGUCCAAUAUUGCUUUCAUUCCUGUACCAGGCACUUCUACAUUUAUGAAACCAUCGGAAGUCUUUAUCCGUUCGAACGUUCAAAAACUGGCAAUUGAAUCAAGUCAAAAUUUCGAAACUCAAACUCUUGACAACAUCAAUACGAGUGGUCUGAUCGACUUUGUUGAUUUCGGGCUAAAGGGCAACAGUUUCCUUUUGAGUGUCGGAGUUCUUCAUGAUCCAACAUCUUCAAUAGUUGCCGAGUUGCUAAUAAAUCGACAAGCGAAGUACUUUGCAAAUUUUACAGAAGACAAUAAGAUUUUGAAAGGCAAGAUACAUAUUUACAUACAAUAUCUCAAACAACUGGCAGUUGCUGCUAGUUGUACCUCUGAACUUCACCAGGAGCCACUUCAAACACGACUAAAAAAUGAACCAUGGUGUCUUGGUUUUCGAUUAAUUGAGCUUAGCGAGAAUGAUACGCAGGAAAAACCUGAAAUUGUGAGACCAAUGGAAAUUUACCUUGAUGACGAUCAUCAAUGUGCUGUCAAUUAUAAACCAUUGUGUUCUCCGGAUGAUCCAGCAUUGCUUAAAUUAUACAAAACAUUUGGAGCUAAGUGGCUAUCAGAUUGUGUACAUCGACAGUUAGUUCAUACAGGCAAGUUGAAGAUUAUCUUGUAG
Molecule: messenger RNA, 3681 nt
Organism: Rotaria sp. Silwood2
Lineage: Eukaryota; Metazoa; Rotifera; Eurotatoria; Philodinida; Philodinidae
Source: the annotation of a GenBank genome assembly